Molecule: messenger RNA, 3626 nt
Organism: Phyllopteryx taeniolatus (common seadragon)
Lineage: Eukaryota; Metazoa; Chordata; Actinopteri; Syngnathiformes; Syngnathidae
Gene: dmbx1a
Product: diencephalon/mesencephalon homeobox 1a
Exons: 5
Coding region: 294-1463 (389 amino acids)
Biological process (GO): regulation of transcription by RNA polymerase II
Molecular function (GO): DNA-binding transcription factor activity, RNA polymerase II-specific; RNA polymerase II transcription regulatory region sequence-specific DNA binding
Source: RefSeq, a predicted model, not a curated record
GCACUUGACGGAAAUAAAUCAUUUUAGAAAGUUCAAAGUCCGGGAGGCUUCUUGGCUUGAUUGACGCCUCAACCAGCCAAUAGGGAGCCAGGACGAGCCUGGCCCAGACGCUCCUGAAUAAAAAUCCCUCCUCCUCCUCCUCGGAGGCGGACGAGUCUCCACCGACGCAUGCAGGAGCGUGCGCGCAGUGUGGACUUGGAGACAAGACACGCAACAAGACUGCACCACUUUUAACGGCACAAGAGUGGAAAAAGACAAGACUUCCGGCGUGACAACUGACUGACGCUAUAAGCAUGCAGCACUACGGAGUCAACGGCUACUCGCUGCACGCCAUGAACUCCCUGAGCGCCAUGUACAACCUCCACCAGCAGGCGGCGCAACAGGCGCAGCACGCGCCCGACUACAGGCCCUCCGUGCACGCGCUCACCUUGGCGGAGAGACUAGCUGACAUCAUCCUGGAGGCUCGUUACGGCUCUCAGCACCGCAAACAGCGCCGCAGCCGCACGGCCUUCACCGCCCAGCAGCUGGAGGCCCUGGAGAAGACCUUCCAGAAGACGCACUACCCCGACGUGGUGAUGCGCGAGCGGCUGGCCAUGUGCACCAACCUGCCCGAGGCCCGCGUGCAGGUUUGGUUCAAGAACCGCAGGGCCAAGUUCCGCAAGAAGCAACGCAGCCUCCAGAAGGAGCAACUGCAGAAACAGAAAGAAGUGAGCGGUGAAGGAGGAGCUGAGAAGGACGCCACCCUUGCACCCUCCACCGCCGCCCUUCCCGACCCGCAGUUACCUCCGUCCACCUCCGCUUCUCUGGAGACGGAAGGCCCGGUGGUGCGUCAGGUCCCGCCGGACACAGAACUGAACGUCACGUCGGCCGAGCAGUCCGGCAGCGAGUCUGCCACGGAGGACAACGCCACAGAUAAGGAGGAUGAGAGGAAAUGUCAGCGAGAGGACAUGCAGAGCGACAGAGCGGUGACACCGGGAGACGUUUCUUCACCAUGCAGGAGACUCAGCCCGAAACCAGACUCACCACUCGUCUCUCCGUCCGUGACUCCUUCCUCGUCCAGCAGCGGCCUGACCGGCAGCGGCGGCGGUCCCCUCUCCCAGAACCACUCGUACUCUUCCUCCCCCCUGAGCCUGUUUCGCCUGCAGGAGCAGUUCCGCCAGCACAUGGCCGCCACCAACAACCUGGUGCACUACCCCGCUUUUGACCUGGCCGCCCCGUCUUCGCUCCCCUACCUGGGGAUGAAUGUCAACAUGCCCCCGGCGCCGCUCGGUACCCUGCCCUGCCAGUCUUACUACCAGUCGCUGUCCCAUCACGCCCAGCAAGUGUGGAACAGCCCGCUGCUGCAGGCGUCUGCUGCCGGCGGACUGAGCAGCCACAACAGCAAGACCACCAGCAUUGAGAACCUGCGGCUUAGGGCCAAACAGCACGCCGCCUCGUUGGGGCUGGACACCUUAUCUAACUGAGAGUUCCGCUUGGAUGGAGGCCUCAGUCUGUGUCGAUAGCAACUUUUCCUCCUCCUCGAGUGGACAGACAGGAAAAGUGGACGGCAUGAACAUCUUCAUGAAAAAGCAUCGACGGCUUCUGCUUUAAACUCACGAUUAAAACAGUGAAACCUUGGGAAAGAAUAUGAGAAGCGAACCAAUCCAUACAGUGAAUGUUUCUACUCAAGGACACUGAUGUUGUAAUUCUGAACAAAAGUUGAAGACAAAUAUGGAUGAUGUUUAUAAGAAUAAUGUGAAUAUGCGAGGCACUUUUUGAGGGACCCAGCAUGGUGAUCGAAAGGUAAAAGAAAGGUAAGGAGCCACAGACAUGACAUGACAUGGGGGAAUUGUGACCAUAAUAGAGUUAUAAUGUGCAUGAAAUACUAAUUUACGGUCAUAAAGUUGGUAUAAUGUGCGUGCAAAAUACUAAGCCAAGACCACGAAGUAGGUAAAACGAGUGCACGAAAUACUAAUUUGUGGCCAUAAAGUUGGUAUAACGCGCGCACAAAAUACUAACUCGUUGCCAAGAAGUAGGUAUAUUGUGAACACGAAAUACUAAUCUGUGGCACCGGCAUAGGUAUAAGGUGCGUACAAAAUACUAAUUUGUGGCCACGAUGUAGGUAUAAAGUCAGCACGAAAACCUAAUUUGUGGCCCAAAAGUUGCUUUGACUCCAUAGUGGACAGUUGGUUUAGCAAAUGGAGUGCCUCUUCUUAAUAAAUGGUAAAGUAGAGGGUAAAUGCCGAGGCUAAAGCUACACAAUGGACAGAGAUACUGUAAAAUGAUUUUAUUUGACUUUAUUUUUGGCUGGGGAGAAGCUACAAAGGCAUUUUGAAAAGCCUGACACUGUAAGGAAUCAUUAUUAUUAAGAGUCAUUUCGGAGGAUGAAUGAAUAAAUAAAUAAACUAUUGAGAGCCAGGUUGCUUUACUGUCGCGACCUAUGACCUACGAUAUUGUGUAUUGCAUGUUUCGAGUGAAGACACACUCAGUUUGCUUACGGAGAUAUUCAAAUUGUUCAUGGGAUUGAUGUCAAACCCACAAAUUGGAAUUGUGUCCGCACUUUAUAUCUAUGUUGUGCAGUUUAGCCCCCCUCCCCCUUGUCAUGUCUACAGCUUGAUAGAAAGGAUAUUGUGACAAGCGCAGAAAAAGAAAGAUGCUGAAGAACAAGACCUAUGCUGAACUUUUGCAAUGUGCACAACAUGUAACAACAUCUCAGCUUACAUGUAAAAGCAAACAAUGUUUUCCUCAACGGCAUAAUUAAUAGUGACUAAUUGAGCAUUUAUACGCCGCUUUAUACAGAGGCUGGCUCCAUAAUGACAAAUGUUUUCAGUGACUAAAUUCUCAAAGCAUUUUAAUUACAUUUGGCCCGAGGCGGAGGAGGGCCGAGGUAAUGAACAUGCAGACCAUUUAAGAUCAUCUUUAUCAGUUAUCAAGGUCGGUACACUUAAGUUGUCAAAUGUCACUUGACAAUAAAUUGAUCAAAAUUAUGAAUAAAUGAGUAAGAGUCUCUAGAGGAAACAUGCUGCUUUUCAAUGAAAGUCCCACUGACUGUUAGCACUUCUGACGCUGGCUGAUAAUAUUAAUCAGAAAUAGGAAGUCUCCAAACGGGGUUAAAAAAAAAAAAAAACAUACAACAAAAGAAAAAUGCACAUUAUUUUAAUAAGUGAAUUAUAAAAUCUAUCUAAUAAUGUUUCCGAAUAGUAUUGUACUAUGUUGUAUAAUUGACAAUGAACUUUUAGCUGUAAGAUUGUAUUUGCUCAUCCCCUUCCGCCUCUCCUCAAUGGAUGGAUCCAUUUACUGGUUCUGCUUUGGAACUGAUGAGAAAGAAGCAAAACAUCUGCACUGCUGUGCUCUCGCAUCCUGCAUUGGAACAGGAAAGCUUGAAGAAAGCAAAACUAUUUCAGUGAGUGGUCGGCCCCAAGCCCUCUAUAUGUUUUUGCUGUCUCGGUUCUAUUUGUGUUGGGUUGUUCCGCUGUUGCUGUUUGCCUUUCUGUCUUUGUCCACAACUUGGUCCAGUGGUACGUGGUAGAUACUGUAGAUAAUGAUGUAUAAGAUGUGGAGGACAGAUGUUGUCUUUCCUCUUUUCAAACAGUGUAGACUUAGUGUUGUUGUAAAAUAUACGCAAAUAAAAAAACUGCUUGAAGAUG